This is a messenger RNA of Pyrus x bretschneideri (Chinese white pear), 1186 nucleotides long. Its product is annotated as epsin-3. Gene Ontology annotation, cellular component: clathrin vesicle coat; endosome; plasma membrane. Gene Ontology annotation, molecular function: clathrin binding; phospholipid binding. The transcript is spliced from 4 exons. The coding region runs from base 1 to 1026 and encodes 341 amino acids. The record is from RefSeq and is a predicted model, not a curated record. Gene Ontology annotation, biological process: endocytosis. NCBI's taxonomy places the organism in Eukaryota, Viridiplantae, Streptophyta, Magnoliopsida, Rosales, Rosaceae.
AUGGGAACCUUGUUUUUGAAUCAUAUCAAAAAGCAAGCAUCUAAUUUUGUACAGGAGAAAUACAAAAUUGCUAGGCUGACUUUUACUGAUGUUUCUCCAACUGAAUUGUUAGCUGAGGAAGCAACAAAUAAUGAUCCAUGUAGCCCUGAUGCUAAGACAAUGACUAAAAUAGCCGAUGCCUCCUUUGACGUGGAUGACUAUUGGAGAAUUGUCGAUAUUCUGCAUCGGAGGUUAUAUAGCAUAGAUUGGAAAGAGUGGAGGCAAUCCUACAAAGCAUUAAUACUUCUGGAGUUCUUACUAACACACGGCCCUGAAGAUUUUGCUGAAGAAUUUCAACGUGAUAGUUAUGUCAUCCAAGAGCUUGGAUCGUUUAAAUACAUAGAUAACAAAGGAUUCAAUUGGGGUGUUAGCAUGCAAAAGAAAUCAGACCAAAUACUUAACUUGCUAGGAGGAGGACAAAUCCUAAGAGAAGCACGUUUAAAAGCUCUCAAAAUAACAAAUGAAAUCCAAGGAUUUGGAAGUGCAACGGCUUCUCCUUCAUCCGCAACUUCUUUCUCUUCAUCGGCCUCCGAAGCCUCAAGAACAUCCUUUGGCUCUUUUUCUACCACAAGUUCUGUAUGGAAUGAUAUCAAUGAGCUAAGUAGGUCAUAUGAGCCAUCUCCCACAAAAUUGGAAGCCAUGGAAAGAUAUUCACCAAGCGGACUGCGCAGCAAUGACUAUGACAAGGCUUCAAAUUUCCUAGCAACCAAUGAAAAUAGUGAAGGAUCACACCUUUGGGAUUGUCCUCCGAUCGAAGAAAAGGGUUCACUGCUCGAAUCUGGGGAUGAAGGUGAUGCAGAAGAUGAUGAAGAAGAUGAAUUUUAUGAGAAGGCGCCGGAUGGUAAUUUGACAAGUGGAAUGUUCUCGAAGUUGGUUAACCUUAGCCCUCGUAGAUCUCAUGGUGAGAAAGUUGGCUUUAGGAGUGUGUCUGAUGUGGGAAGGGAGGGGAAGAAAAAGUUUGAUCGCCAAUCUUCAUUUUGGUAUUGAUGAAGUAACAUGGAGGGAGGUUUUUUUGUCUGAAUCAUAGUUUGUAUCUUUUGGAUAAUUAAGUGUUAUCCAUAUAUAGAUGACAAUUUUGUUUUAAGUUUUCAAUUAUGAUAACAUUUAUUUCCCUCUUUCUGAUGAAAGCACCCGUCGAAUUGGUAAG